AACGCCUCACUAGGCUUUACAUCCGAAGAGUGCGCUCGCAGCAUGGCCAAGUUCCCGGCUGGGAAGGGGCAGAGUAUCGCCUUGCGAUCAGCGCUCUGAUGCUCGCCAACAAGAUGCACGAAGACAGCAGCUAUACAUCGUGAGUGGAGUGUUGUGCGUUUCUAUCCUGGACGACGCUGACGUUGUCCGUCAUACCUUUCUGACCUAAAACCUAACCCACAACAGAGCCACCUGGUCCGACAUUGUCAAAAUACCAGUGAAGGAGCUCAAUCAGAUGGAGGUCGAGCUUUGGCUUGCAGUCCCAUCCAUGUGGACCUCGUCGGAUCAGUACUUCGACUGGGUCGCUGAGGUGACGGCUUUGUCACAUUCGCGCGAGUCUGAGUUACAGAACUUUGAACAUCGACGAGCUUUUGGUCACACCUCGGUGUGGUCCAUUGGCGCUGCACCGUCUGGACGCGCUACCCCUCGCCGACGAGGUGUUCGUCGAACGUCUCCCCGACUUUUCCCAAGGCACAGCCUAGGCAACAUCUUCGAAUCUGUUGGUCCCGCAGAUGUCAACGGCCUUUCGGAAAUCACCGGGGAGACCGCUACGAAGCGUGACGAUGCAUUCCAGAUCCUCGAUUGGACCUUUGGCUCGCUUCAUGGACAGACACAACAGCCAACUUCCAGUAUCUCCAUGGCCUCAUCCGCGGAUGUCACUCCCGCGAGGCCGAGUCCUUUGCGAUUUUCUGACUCGUGGCGAGCAUUCGAAAGCCCCACCUCUACAGUGCGGCCGACCUCGCAGCAACUCGAGACGUCUGGCGUGGGAGUGGGUUUAGGCGCGAAGCGUGCCUUUGACGGCUCCGGAGAGGUGUUGUCUGAACCAGCUGCCAGGCGUCGCAGACGCAAUGAUCAAUACGACCAUGACGCUUCAUUCUGGACAACACAGUCAGGCGUCCUAGCCAGCCAGUCAGGGGUGGCGCCCUCUGUUGUAGACAGUCGCCCCUCAACCGCAGCACCAGGCUCCGUGCUCUCGAUGCAAGAGCCGCAUGGACACGGCACGGGGCCAUCACGUCAGCGCUCGACAUUUGAAGGGGCUUUGACGCCUGACGUGCUCAUCGCACCCUACGCUGUCCCAUACAGGGCAGAGGCUCCCCAAGUCUCGGGCGUCGAGCAUGGACGAAGCCACUCUGCUAAAACUGCACCUCUCCACUAUUGGUCCUUGGCUGCGGGACAUGCGUAUGGGCGCGCGAAUCAAUACCUCCUUCCACCGAUCCCCGGGGCUCAUCAAUAUGUGCCUCCUGCCACCGUCAACUUGCGACGAGCAGAGCAUACUCCAUCGCCUCUGGCGAUCCAUGAGCCGCACGUGGAAACAAGCUAUUUCAGGCACGUUCCAGCGAUUACGUCAACUCCCUACCCUACACCCUCGAGAAGCAACAAAGUCUCGCGACACGCUUCGUCAAGCAAUGAUGAGCGACAAGACUCUGUCAGUCCGAGCGCAAAUGUGCUCCACUAUCCACAGAGCGCGCAGAUCCGGCACAUGGGCCCCACACACGGCGGACCUGCCCAGUCUUUCGUGGCUGGCCCCAGCAUGCUCGACAAAUUUUCUCAGCUUCCCGUGCCCCAAAGCUGCGACGAAUGGCAUGAUGUUCGUGCUCCUCAACAGUCACCUCAGCUGCCCUCUUCUAUGGCCUGGGCACCGGCUCCUGAGUGCGGCCAGCACAACUCUUACCGGCCAUUCGUGGCCAACACUCACGACUGGCCCAUCACGCGAUCCAGACUUGGUCCCCAUCCCGCUGAUACUGAUUCGUACCAAUCACCAGCUUUCAGAGGGUAAUUUUGGCACGCCUAAAUCCGUUCAAACGGGUCGGAUUAGCGACUCGUGGGAUUUGUCCUCGAUCUCGAUUUCUUGCGCCGCCUUGAUCUGCGCUACCAAUUUCUCAGCCUCUCACUCGGCCUGCACUAGGCAUCUAAUCGCGGCGAACCGGCGUCGCCUCGUGACUUUGCUAUCGCACACAAAUAGCAGCACAUCAGCGUUCUUUCUAAUAGCAUCUGGUCUCAUCUUGUCUUUGGCUUCCUACACGCAUCUCAGAACAUAGGCCUCGUUCAUCUCCACAUUUGUACACAAU
This is a messenger RNA of Ceraceosorus guamensis, 2108 nucleotides long. RefSeq lists its product as hypothetical. The record is from RefSeq and is a predicted model, not a curated record. Lineage: Eukaryota; Fungi; Basidiomycota; Exobasidiomycetes; Ceraceosorales; Ceraceosoraceae. The transcript has a single exon. The coding region runs from base 275 to 1816 and encodes 513 amino acids.